ACUCGCGGCAAUCCCUGAUAAGAUUAGGUCUCGCCUAUUUCCCAACAAUUCACUUGAGUAUUUCAAUUCAGACUGAACGAAUUCUACCGUUUUCAACUGAUUUGCGCACUUUCUUCUAUUGUACGACCGAGGAUGAGGAAGGCGUUUUUCCUUACUUUCGCCUCCUUUUGGCUCUUCAGCGCCUCGGCUUCCCGUCCUCCGCAAAGUCCGAGGCCCAAAUACCAAGAUGUAUUCAACGUGAACAGGCAAAGCAGGCCUCAGGCGAGAGCUGGCAUAGGUCCCUUCGGAGGACCCAGGGACCCUUUUAACCCCAACAACGAUAUUGACGACGACAGGACUGCACCCUCGGGAGACAGGCCGGGCCCGGGCGACUUGCCCUAUGUCAUCUCGGAGGAUAGACUUCGGAAGAUCCGUUCCAAUUUCCUCUAUUGGUUCUUCGACAAGGGCGGACCAGACGGGCAUGGCGAUCUGCAGAAGGACAUCCACUCGUCUUCCACCCAGAUCCACAAAAACUUCAACUUCCAGCUACCUUUCUUCGGCUUUCGAUUCAAUUAUACAAGGGUGUCCUUAAACGGUUAUCUCGAAUUUUCGGACCCACCAGAGCAAUUCACGUAUCCGCUCCAGUUUCCGACGACCGAGUGGCCGAGGAAGAACGAUCCCAGUUUCAUCGGCAUAUUCUAUAGUAAAUGCCGUAUCGGCCAGAUCCGGGACAACGACGUAGAUCAAAGGCCGGCGGGACUUUACUUCAGGAUGGAACGUGAUUUAAUGACGAGGACAGACCGUUUCGGCGUGGAGAUGCGAGAGAGGCUCAAAUGGGACAUUAGAGAAGGGGUCAUCGGUUCGGAUUCGUUCGUACCGAAGCACGCGGUCAUCGUCACAUGGAAAAAUGUCACUUUCGCGGGUGGAAUCGAGACCGCUAUGCAGACUACGAACACCUUCCAACUAGUCCUGGCGACAGAUGAAGUCAUCACCUACGCUAUGUUCAAUUACGCGGACAUCAAAUGGACCACGCAUACCGAAGCGAACGGUGAUACGACUCGAGGUGAAGGCGGGACACCCGCGUUCGUCGGUUUCAACGCUGGAAACGGUACUCGAUCUUAUCAGUACGCUCCUUACUCUCAAGCAAGUACUAUUCGAGAUCUGACCGGUCGGGGUUGGGCGAACGGUUUCCCAGGAAGACAUAUGUUCAGGAUAGACGAAAAUAUCCUGCCAGGAUCUUGCAACAAAGACAUUGCGGCUGCGAGUCUAGCGCUCAACUUCGCCCCAGAGUCAGGCAACAUGCUUGGCGGUACUAUCGUUAACAUCACAGGACCGUGUUUCAACAAAGAAAUGAAGAUUAUAUGCAGGUUUGAUACAACUCCUACCCUUGGAACUGUAGUGGACACUAACCGUGCCAUAUGCGUCCAGCCUUUCAUCAUGGCUGAGGGAUACAUUCCGUUCGAGAUUUCGAUCAAUGACGACAAAUACAUAUGGAAAGGCUUGUUCUUCGUCGAAACUCCUGCAACGGCCGCUCAGAGGAUAUCGUUCGCGGACAACAAGAUAAACGAUGCUUACCCGUCAGAUAUUAAAAUAACGUGGAACAAGUACAAUUUGACGUCCAACACGGCAGCUCCUCUUCAGAUAUCCAUCUGGGGAUAUAAGGAAACUAACAUUUCCCCCAAGUUGCUGUAUAUCGAUCUCAUAGAAGCCGGUGUGGCCAAUACGGGCAGUUAUGUUAUUCAACCCGCAAGUUUCAGAAACAGGAACAACUAUGAACUUUCCGAGCUGACCUUCGGAUUCAUUCAGAUCAACCUGACUAAUCCGACGCAAUACCAAGGCCUUUCGAUUACCCCAGUUAUAUGGAGUAAACCGAUCCCACUUGGUUGGUACUUCGCCCCUCAAUGGGAGAGGGUCUACGGCAAGAAAUGGCCGGAGGCAAAAUGUGACCAGUGGCUCAUGAACGAUCGGUUUCUCAAGAAUUUCGCCAACGAGCUCGCGCAGUGUCCUUGCACGCUUUCGCAGGCUUUGAACGACAAGGGACGUUUCCUCCCCGACCCGGACUGCGAUAUGAUAGCGAAUCCCAACUGCUUCUAUCACAAGGGAGCCAGGCAUUGUGUGAAAACCGGAGCUCCCAACUUGGAAGGAGCGGAACAGCAGUGUUGCUACGAUAAAAACGAAUAUCUGAUGCUCUCCUACGACCAACAGUGGGGUUCGUCGCCGAAGAGGUCUUCCAAUCUGGGGCUCCUUCCGUGGACGGAGCCGAACAAAGUGCCGACCCUCUCUCAAUGGUGGCACGACAUGAGUCCCUUCUACCACUGCUGCUUGUGGCAGUCGGAGCAGGCGGUUGGUUGCGAGACCCUCAGGUUCGAGAGACGACCGAGCCAAGACUGCGUCGCCUAUCAAUCACCUUACAUCGCCACCGUCUUCGGCGACCCUCACAUCGUCACUUUCGACGAGCUCGAAUAUACCUUCAACGGCAAAGGCGAGUUCGUCCUCUUACACUCGUCUACGGACAAAUACAAGCUCGACGUCCAGGGCAGAUUCGAACAGGUCAGCCGUAACAUUUACGGCGAAUCUGAUGCCACCCUUCUCACAUCUGUAGCCGCGAGAGGAAAUAACUCCGCUAUCAUCGAAGUACGUCUCCGUCCGAGAUACGCCCAGUGGCGUUACAGACUUGACGUUUUUGCGAAUAAAAGACGGAUCUUUUUCGACCGACCCGCUUUCAGGGUACAGCACUUCCGUGGUGUGACAGUUUACCAACCGUCGCAGGUACUCGACCAAUCACAGAUAGUCAUUAUGUUCGAAACGGGUGUCGGUGUAGAGGUUGUGGAAAACAAGGGCUACAUGGCUUGCAGGGUGUAUUUACCUUGGAUGAUGAUCAAUCAAACUCGAGGAUUGCUGGGUAACUGGAGUUUCGACAUGACCGAUGAUUUUACAACACCCAACGGUGACAUAGUUCAAAUCGGCGAUCUUCAAGAUUUCGAAAGGAUCCACAAGGAUUUCGCGAUCAAAUGGCUUUUAGAAGAUAAAGCCGACCCAAGGAAGGGAGAGCCUCUAUUUAUCCGUGAAUACGGUAGAACUGCGUCGUACUACACGAACAGGACGUUCGUCCCGGAAUGGGGGAAGACACCGCAGGACAUCCUCCCGCCCAACAGGACCAAGGACAUUCAAAGGGCCGAAGAACUUUGCGGAGACUCAUACCAAUGCAAGUACGACUACUCGGUCAGCCUCAACAAAGAGCUGGCUAAGCAGACUCUCGAAUACUACAGCGAGUUCACUUCGAUUAAACACAUAAAUAAAAUGCGAACUAUGAGUUGCGGUGUACUCGAGACGCCGAGGUUCGGCAGGAAGAGCAACUUCUUUUUUGUUCCUGACACGAAGGUGAUAUUUGAAUGCGACCAAGGAUUCAUCCUCGUCGGUGACCAGCAGAGAAAAUGCUCUGCCCAGGGGAAAUGGAUCGAAGGGGACAUCGGCUACACUGAGUGCCUGAGGUACGUCGAAUACGACAGACAACAGCUGGCCUACAUGUCACUGACGAUAGUUGCCGUUUUGCUGCCUCUCGUCUUGAUACUGGUAUGCGCCGGGGCUUGGGUUUACGGGCGGUACGCGAAGGACGUGAAGGCCGGAAACGGUUCCAGCUGGAAAUUCGUGAGGAGGAGGGCCUCCGGGGAGCCCAUGUUCCGCCAGAAGGAGGAACAACGACUCAUGAGGAACCCGUCCAAUUUCGACGCCGUUUACAACACCAACGAGCCCCUGCCUCACAGGCCGGUCAUCGACUUCGAGGACAACGAGGCUCAGGAGACGGACAGCUCCUUCGAAUCGCCCUCGACCUCCCAUCCAGAGAAGAUGAAGAGGCACGGCAGCGUCGAAACCGAUAUUUUCUGAGCCCCCCCCCCCCACAACCGCCACCCAUACACUAUCGGCUUACCCCUUUAUAUACAAAAUACAGGAUCCGCAAGAAUUUUUUUCUUAGAUCGAGUGUAAAACUCAAAACAAUACAAAAAUCAAAAUGGCGAACCUUAAUAAUUAUUCCAAAUAAUAGAAUACGCCUUGAAAAUUUGAAAGUCAAAUCAAGACCCUACCUACGGUUUUUCUCGAUUGACUAUUUUCUCCAAAGAUUUUCUUUAUUUUUUAAAAGUGUUUUACAACAAAAAUGUCACAAAUAAUCUCCAAAUGAGGUCGAAGAUCGACUGUGAAA
This is a messenger RNA of Cimex lectularius (bed bug), 4177 nucleotides long. It is a transcript of the gene mesh, whose product is annotated as protein mesh. The record is from RefSeq and is a predicted model, not a curated record. The transcript has 15 exons. Bases 133 to 3864 code for a protein of 1243 amino acids. NCBI's taxonomy places the organism in Eukaryota, Metazoa, Arthropoda, Insecta, Hemiptera, Cimicidae. Gene Ontology annotation, biological process: cell-matrix adhesion.